AUGACUCUUAAUCUGGAGAGUUGUGACAGCCUUCCACCAGAUGAGGAACCAAAGUUGAAAUAUGAUCGAAUGGGUAAUGACGUUCAAAAUAUCUUACUCAAGGACGCUGUAAGCUGUAUUUGUGUUCAUACCAAAUUUAUUUGUCUCGGCACGCAAUGGGGAGUUAUACAUCUACUGGAUCAUGAGGGAAAUACUGUACCAAUAUCCCAAGACAAUAACCAGAAGGACUUACAAGCGCACGCGAUAGCUGUGAAUAAGAUAUCAGUAGAUUUGAAUGGAGAUUACAUAGCAAGUUGUUCAGAUGAUGGAAAGGUGCUGGUGUAUGGUUUAUACACUGAUGAUAAUACCCACAACAUAACCUUAAGCAGAGUUGUUAAGUCAGUGGCUUUGGACCCAUACUACUUUAAAUCUGGCUCAGGCAGGAGGUUUCUUACUGGUGACAACAAAUUGACCCUUUAUGAGAAAACUUUUUUGAAUCGUCUUAGAGGUACAGUAUUAUGUGAGUGUGAGGGCUAUGUCCAAGCAAUAGCCUGGCAAGAACGAUUCGUAGCUUGGGCAAGUGAGGUCGGCGUACGUGUUUACGAUCUCGUAGCUCGAUGUUCUCUAGGCCUCAUUCAGUGGGAAAAAAGCCCGAAUAGGUCCAUAGAAGACUAUCGCUGCAAUCUACUGUGGUCUGCCCCCAAGACUCUCAUGAUUGGGUGGGUUGACACAAUCCGGAUAUGUGUGAUACGUAAACGAAACCAAAUUGAGUUACAAACUCGAGAUGUAACUGAAUACUUAGUAGAUCCUGUGCAUACAUUUCAAACAGACUAUUUCAUAAGUGGCUUAGGACCUCUUGAUGACCAACUUGUUUUGCUUGGUGUUCCUAAGGAAUGUGAUCCAGAUACUGGCAAAGCGCAAAGGCCUGUUCUUACUGUGGCAGACUAUAAGGAUUGUGAAUUUUGUGAGGUUUCUACAGACUGUCUGAAUAUUCGAGGUUAUGAAGAAUAUUCUUGCAAUGACUAUUAUUUAGACAUGCUCAUAGAAGAAAACCGAUUUUUCAUUGUAUCUCCCAAAGACAUUGUAAUUGCUAGUCCUUAUGAUAUUGAUGACAGAGUCAUUUGGCUUACUGAGCAUAGUCGAUUUGAAAAAGCUAUAGCAGUCUUAGAAGAGGUUGGUGGAAAAACUGCAAAACAUUCAGUUAUAACUGUCGGGGUCCAAUAUUUGGACCAUCUAAUGUCUGAACAUCUGUAUGAGCAAGCAGCAAUUUUGUGUGCACGGAUAUGCAAGAAUGAUAAAGUCUUAUGGGAGAACCAGAUUCUAAAAUUUGCUGAAGUCAACCAACUUAGAGCUAUCAGUGCCUAUGUACCUAGAGUUCCUGAACAAGCAUUAAGUCCACACAUAUAUGAAUUAAUUUUCUACGAGUACCUCAAAGUAGAUCCACAGGGUUUUCUUAAAUUGGUGCAAGAAUGGAAUCCAUCAUUGUACAAGACAGGAGUUGUUAUAAAAGAAGUUAUAGAACAUUUAUUGACCACAGAAGUUGAUAAGAAUGUGUAUUUAGAAGCACUGGCCUUGCUUUAUUGUUAUCAAAAGAAAUACGAUAAAGCUUUAACAGCAUACCUUAAACUACAGCAUAAGGAUGUAUUCAAAUUAAUCACAAAACAUGAUAUGUACAGUGUGAUAUAUGAUAAAAUCCUUGAUCUGAUGAACCUUGACUGUGAUAGAGCCAUAUCAAUAUUACUUGAUAAAGUACCAGUAGAACUCAUUGAUAAGCAACAAGAGAAAACAAAGAUACCAGUUGAAGUUGUUGAAAAGCAGUUGGAAAAUCAUGAUUUGUACUUGUUUAAAUAUUUGGACGCUUACAGUAAAAUUGAACCAAAUGGCCGGUACCAUGGAAAGCUAAUUCGGUUAUAUGCAAAGUAUGCAAGAGAAAAAUUGUUGCCUUUUUUAAAGUGCAGUGAUAACUAUCCUAUUCAGGAAGCGCUAGAUGUUUGUCAGAGCAAUGAAUUUUAUCCGGAAAUGGUUUUUCUGUUAAGCCGUAUCGGUAAUACUAGAGAAGCCUUGCAAAUUAUAAUAGAGAAAUUAAAUGAUAUAAACCAAGCAAUUAACUUCUGUCAGGAGCACAAUGAUAAAGAGUUAUGGACUGACCUUAUUAAGCAGACCGUAGACAACCCUGAGUGCGUAACAUUACUACUAAAGCGGAUAGGAAACUAUGUAGACCCCCGCAUGUUAAUACAACACAUACAGCCUGGUUGUGAAAUAAAGGAUUUGAAGGACUGUUUGGCUAAAAUGAUGUGUGAUUAUCACCUGCAAAUGUCAGUUCAAGAGGCGUGUAAAGUUAUUACCCUUAGGAACUACUUUGAUCUACAUGAAAAACUUAUCAUCGGACAGCAAAGAGGUAUAUCGGUGACUGAUGACUUCUUGUGUCAUGUUUGUCAGGGCCGUAUCAUAAUAAGGGACUUGUCUAACGCCUCCAACUUAAUAGUUUACAAUUGCAGGCAUUCAUUCCAUAUAGAAUGUUUGCCAGAUGGUGUACAGUGCAGUAAUUGUUAUGUUUGCAGUGCCGUUAAAAUGUAA
This is a messenger RNA of Parnassius apollo (apollo), 2556 nucleotides long. NCBI's taxonomy places the organism in Eukaryota, Metazoa, Arthropoda, Insecta, Lepidoptera, Papilionidae. The record is from the annotation of a GenBank genome assembly.